This is a messenger RNA of Plasmodium vinckei vinckei, 807 nucleotides long. RefSeq names its product ribosome-recycling factor, putative. Gene Ontology annotation, molecular function: ribosomal large subunit binding. The transcript has a single exon. Bases 1 to 807 code for a protein of 268 amino acids. Gene Ontology annotation, cellular component: mitochondrion. NCBI's taxonomy places the organism in Eukaryota, Apicomplexa, Aconoidasida, Haemosporida, Plasmodiidae. Gene Ontology annotation, biological process: translation. The record is from RefSeq and is a predicted model, not a curated record.
AUGAAAAGGUCAUUUAGAAGGUUAAGCAUGUUUAGUAGCACUUAUUUGAGUCACAUAGCUAGCAGUAGUAGUGGUAAAGUUAAUAGGGGGAGUUAUGAUUUUUUGUGUGUGCAAGGGUUAAAGUUUGGAAGUAAAAAGGAAAAAAGUGAUAAAGAAACAAAAAAAUUUCGUAAUUUAUUGAAAAUAUCAGGAGUAAGAAAUAAUGAAAGAGAAGAUAAUGAUAAUAGAAAAGGAAAAGAAAAUGUAAAAAGAAUAAUAAAUGAAAAUAAUAAAGUAGAUUAUAAAUCAUAUGAUAUAAAAAUCGAAGAGAUUAUAAAAAAUUUUGAUAUAAAAAUAAAAAAACUAUUAGAAAAUACAUUAACUGUUGAUUUUUUUAAUAAUAUUGUAGUUACAAAAGAUAAGAAAAAAUAUAAAUUAUCAGAUCUUUCACAAGUAGUUAUUAAAUCAUCAAAGACGAUUUAUUUUUAUCCAUAUAUAAUUAGUGAUAUUCAAAAAAUAAUUCAUACUUUAAAAGUUAAGGAUAAUACUUGGAAUCCUACAACCCCUAAUGAUGGUCAAUAUAUAUUAUUGCAAAUUCCACCAUUAACUAAUGAAGUUAAAUUAAAAAAAAAAAAAGAAGCAAAGGAUUUAUUAGAGAAAGUAAAAAAUGAUAUAAGAAAUAUUCGUCAUAAAAUUCGAGACUUUAUAGGGAAAAAUAUUGAGGGUGAUGAAUGGAAGAUCGAAGAAAGAAAUAAAUUAGACAAUUAUAUAAAAAAUAAAGUUAAAAAUAUAGAGAAUGUGUAUGAAAAAUAUACUAAAAAUUAUUAG